Messenger RNA from Gambusia affinis (western mosquitofish), 1805 nucleotides. RefSeq names its product retinal degeneration 3, GUCY2D regulator (gene rd3). The coding region runs from base 292 to 945 and encodes 217 amino acids. NCBI's taxonomy places the organism in Eukaryota, Metazoa, Chordata, Actinopteri, Cyprinodontiformes, Poeciliidae. The transcript is spliced from 3 exons. The record is from RefSeq and is a predicted model, not a curated record.
UCCAAUGCCUCCCCUUGGAGAUGGUGCCCUCAACCUCCUGCAACAAGUAAAGGCAGGCCAGAGAGGCUCCUGGGAGGAGGAAGACGAGGAGGAAGAGGAAGGCUCAGAGAGGUGGCGAUAACGCUGAGAGAGAAGGGAGAGAGCAUCUCUCUUCUUUCUCUGGUUUUCAUAGACUGUCCAGCUGCUUCUCUGAUGUCCGACGACUUUGACACUUUUUUCCUUCUGUGAUUUUAUUUCCACUGGAGCCGGAAAAAACAAGAAUCAAAGGAGACGGUGAAGGAGGGCAGGUCCAUGGCCUCCUGGUUCAACUGGAAUGAGCCGUACCAGCGGAGCCCCCGCAGGGACCCGGCCGACGUCGUCUCCGACACCCUGAUGCUGGAGUUCAGCUGGCAUCUGAAGGAAGCAGAGCGGCUGCAGAGGGAGAGGGAGAACGAGUACCGGCGCCUGAAGACCGGGGUGGAUUACAGCUGGCUGGCCAGCACGCCUCGCUCCUCCUUUAACAUCAGCACCGGGGAGAGGCUGGCCCUGGAGGACCUCUGCUCCAAGGUGCCUCCUUCCUGCUGCGGCCUGGUCAUCCUCAAGCUCAGGGAUGCUAUGCAGGCCAACGAGCCCGAGCCACACGAGGUGUCGGGCCACUUCCGGGCCGUCCUGCUGGAGGUUCUGGACCAGCUGAAGGAGGAGCAGGAGGCGCAGCGGCUGGCUCGCCAGUGGAACAACAAGCGAGCCAUGAGCAUGAACUUCAGGUCAAAGAUCAAGAUCAACCCAUUUGGAAGCACGACGGGCCUCACCGCCGAGGUGGGCAACGGGACGGGGUUGAGCGACCUCAAAACCGUCUCUGAGGACGUGGAGAAGGGGAUGGAGAGGGAGGAAAGGUCGCAGAGGGUGUGGAGCAUGCCCGACUUUAGAUAUAAAGGAACCAGCAGCAGCAGCAGCAGAGUGGUCUGAUGGGCGUAUGAACAAAAUGUGGACUGAUGAGACUUUAUGUCUAACAUGUUCAAGGCCAAGGCAAGAUUUUCUCUUUUCUCUCAACCAUGUUCCCAGUACUUGAAGCAGUUAAUAAGUUGCCUGAGAUUAUCUUCUGCAGUGAUGCCUCUUAUUUUGUAGAAAUUUGGCACCAAAUCAUUGAGGGAUCUUUAUACUGCAGCCUAAUAGUAUUAUUUAAAAAUUGUCAAAGUAAUUAAAAGUUUUUUUCUUUUUUGACGCAAAAGAUGCUGCUUGCUUGGUCAAGGCGGAGAAACUAAAUGUGGGGAUGUAUAAAACGGCUUUAAAGUGCAAAAAUGUUUCUGUAGGAGGGAUGCAGUUUUUGUUUCCAUAUGAUUCAAACAGUGAGUCAUCCUCCGUGUGUCAAAACAGCAGGACUGAACAGUGAAAUGUAUUAUCCAAGGUUAGACAACUGAAAGCUUUUCCUCCUGCGCUUUUAUUUUCAAGAGGGUUUAAAAGGAAGAAAAGAAAUAUUCAAUAAAAUGCUUUUUUUUUGGAGUAAAAUCUCUCCAGUGGUAUUUGCUGUCCUUCUGUCAAAUGGUUCUGUACGCACCGUCAUACAAACAUGGACACAGACUGUUUUCAUAUAAAGAAAAGCAACUUUUUUACCACCAUUUUUAAAACAGACAUAUAUGGGAAAUAAUGAGCAUUAAUAGGUCACACCUAAUUGAAUGCUAUGCACUGUUUCAUCCUCAGAAUAAAAAGAAUAAACAAAAAAAUUAUCAUUUUAGAAUAAACUGAUAACACUUUGGCUCCUAAAGCCAGAAUUUACAUCAAAAAGUGAAUGAUUAAUUUCCUUAAAUAGAGUUGGACAACAUAUUUUU